Molecule: messenger RNA, 831 nt
Organism: Pseudozyma flocculosa PF-1
Lineage: Eukaryota; Fungi; Basidiomycota; Ustilaginomycetes; Ustilaginales; Ustilaginaceae
Exons: 1
Coding region: 1-831 (276 amino acids)
Source: RefSeq, a predicted model, not a curated record
AUGUUCCGGAGCCUCCUCGGCACCAGAAGCGACGCCAGCUGCUGCCGCGGGACCCGUCGCCUUGGUCAAGGACCGAUGGCUGGCAAGGACAGACGCUUCUGGCGAGGCAUCAUCGCGCAUCAGGCCACGGGUCUACACGUCCAUCCGAUGCUGCCGCUUCCGGCAACGAUCUCGGCCGCCAGGUCGCGUCUCACGCGCUUCGCUGUCUCUCUAUCUGUUGCCUGCGCCCCAGAUCGGAAGGAACUCCGCCAGGAGCCACGCCGCCGUCCGAGCAAGAGCACGAGUGCUUAUCCCGCACUCCCACGCCCCACGAUGCUUCGUCACGUCGUUCGAGGGAUCGUCAUUCGAACGAACGCGUAUGUACGGUCGACAUCGGCAGUUGUCCAGACAAGCCGUCGGCCGGCAGCGAGAUCGGGCUGGGCAAGCAGGACCGCAGCACAUCAGAUGCUCCACGCUGCCCCGCGCAGCUCGCCGUCAUUCCGUCUCGUCGCAGCGGCGCGGUCGCAAAGCCUGGUCACGGGCGCAGGUCACCUACGUUUUGGAGGCAAAUGUGGGCCCCAGGUGGCGAGCCGGGCGGACGAAACAAGGCAAGACGCGGCGUACCUUGGCCAUCAAAGGACGGUCACGUUCUUCAGCACACCGAGUGGGCAUCCACCGUCGCCGUCGCCAUGUUUGUGCCGAAACCGGCGACCGACUGCUCCAGGAUAUCGAGCUGAGACAGGUCGAUGGACGAGCCGGGCCUUGAGCAGCUCCCCUGAUCCUGAGCUGCUUAGAGUACCGUGCUCCGCCGCAGCGACCCGGCUCGCUGCAUUUGACUGGACGCUGAUCUAG